CAGGAAAAGUAGCGGCACUCUGCUCCGGACGACUGAGUGAGACGCGUGAAAGAUUCCGACGAGGAGUGAUACUUUUUUUUUCUUCGAAUGACCGUAACUUCAAGAGGUUAUCUGUAAAGAUAGCCCGAUAAGUGGAAUUAUUCACAUUUUUAGCCACAGUUUAACUUGGAAGAGGUGUAACUGUAAGCAAGGACGACCAGGGUUUUUGCCUCCGCCAGUGGUCCUCAGAGAUGUUUGACAAACAGCCCUACGAGAGUCCACCUGUGUACACGCCACCAUCCAACAAUGGGUUUGGAGCACCAGGCAGCUUCCAUGCUCCUCUGAGCGAUUACAACGCUUACCCUCCUCCGCCGGGAUCUUACUACGUUGAGGACCAGCCACAGCACUUCUACAAAUGGUUGUCGCCUCCAGGGAUUGUGAAAGCCAUGAUGGCUUUUGUCAUCGUGAUGUGUUUGGCCAUAUUCUCCUGUGUGGCCUCCACUCUCAUGUGGGACAUGCAGUAUGCAAAUGGAAUGGGACUAGGAAUGGGCUAUGGCUAUGGAUCUGGCUACGGUGGUGGAUAUGGAGGAGGCAGCUACGGCUCAGGAUACGGUGGCUUCGGUAGUUAUGGAGGCUACGGCAGCUACCAGGGUUCCUACAUUUCCCCAUACUCAGCCAAAACGGCAAUGAUUGCCAUGGCAGCCAUCAACUUCAUCGGGGCAUUGGCUUUCUUCAUUGCCAGUUUCUCCAAAGCUACCGCCAUCCGCAGCAGGAAGUACUUUCUGGCCGUCCUCAUUGCCAGUAUCAUCAUGGCUAUCCUACAGGGCAUCAUAAACAUUGUGUAUAUAGUUGGAGUAAACCCCAUGGCCCAGGGAACGUCCAAUGUGAUGUACAACCCCAUGCUCAUGAUGUGUCAGAGCCUGUACCAGACGGGCUAUUCUCAAAUGGGAGGUGUGGGAGGCUUCCCCCUAUACAACCAGUACCUCUACCAUUACUGCUUUGUGGACCCUCAAGAGGGAGUCGCCAUGGUGUGUGGAUUCCUGAUGGUGAUCGCUCUGGCUGUCGCCGCGUUCUAUGCAAGCAAAACUAGAGGGAAGAUCUGGCGUUAUGGAAAGCCCAACAUCUUCUGGGAUGAGCCUCUGAUUGGUGGGAAGGCAACGGAGGGCAGAGAUGUCGAGGAAUGGGUGAACAAUGUGGAGGAAAACCGUAGUGUUCAGGAUGCCCCAACCCUACUCGUGUCCGAGAAGGGAGGUGGUCUGCUCAAUGCUUCAGCGAACAGUGUCAUCUCCUAUCCCCCGGCCAAGCUGGACAGCGGAUCUUUCAACGGGGACACCUACGACAACAAUGAAUACUCCGAGAGGACCCCCUAUCGAGCGUCAGAGGUUUUAUCCCAUGGGAGGACCAGCUCCAGUCCAUCAGAGGAGACUGGCGGGGGCCGUAAACCCUCUGCGAACAGGGCCAAGCGACGCAGACGUAACCCUGACAUGGACGAGUCUCAGUAUGAGACUGAGUACACCACAGGAGCAGAGACAGGCAACGAGCUCGAUACGGACGAGUGGGAGAGCGUGUACCCUGACAUUACAUCUGAUGAACAGCGUCACAACUAUAAGUCCGAGUUUGAUGUUGACCUCAGGGAGUACAAGCGCAUGUGCGCAGACAUGGACGAUAUCAAUGAUCAGAUCAACAAACUCAGCAGGCAGUUGGACACGCUGGAUGAGAACUCUGCCAACUACCAGGGUGUGGCAGAGGAAUAUAAUCAUCUGAAAGACUUUAAGCGGACACCAGAGUACCAGUCUAAGAAGAAAGAGUGUCGCAGGCUGAGACACAAACUAUUCCACAUCAAGCGCAUGGUGAAGAACUAUGACAAGAGCCACUCAUAGACUUACGCCACCUUGACACCACUUUGCAACCACUCCAAAAUGGUUCACCCCAUUCUCUGCUAUGCUUGGACCACAGUUACUGGCUUACUGGAACAGACACUGACAAUGUUCUCUGGACCCAGAAGAACAUUCUUGCACCACAGGGAACAUAUUGGAUGUUGUAUUGAUGUAAUAAUAAUCUACAAUACUAUUUUGCCAUGAUUUUAUGCUAGUCAUUUAUGUGAAGGGAGCAGACAAAUGACGCUUUUCUGGUUGCCUCACAUUAACUAGAAAAUAUGCAACGAUAUUAUGGAGAACAUGUCACUUUUUAACCUUCAUUAUGGUUAUAAUUUUUCCAACUUGUAAUUUUUUUUCAAAUUAAACUGGAUACCGAAUACCAGAAUCGGUGACACCAAAAAAGGGGACAUUUUGGACCGCUUGUUGUACUGUAAAUAAUCUCAAGACUGUUUAUUCUCCAUGAAUAUUUCUGUGAUGAUUUGUGUUAAUUUCUGAAGGAGUCAAAGGAACAACUGUAAGUAUUGCGUCUAUUUCUGUUGUCAUCUUUUUGUUUGUUCUCAAAUAAGUUGUCAUUUGAAUUAUACACAUUUCUAAAAAGAACAAUGCCUGUGACUAAUAACCUAUGCAAAUAUUUGUAUAAACUUACUUCAAAGCCAAUGAAAAUGAUGACAUGUUUGUACGGAUCAACAUAAUGCAUAAUGUUACAAUCAAUUCCGGUGUGAUCUGUUGUAAACGUGUAUGCUUUUCAAGAACAUUGUUUUCUGUCUGAUAAACGUUUUGUGAACCAUUUAUUUUUAUAUGAAUUUUUUAAAACUAUUACAAACCUUUGUAACUGAUGAGUAUUGAAUUCAUUCAACAAUAAACAUUUCUAAUUCUCUAAAAAUGAA
Hippocampus zosterae (dwarf seahorse) is the source of this 2743-nucleotide messenger RNA. Its product is annotated as occludin-like. Gene Ontology annotation, biological process: snRNA transcription by RNA polymerase II; bicellular tight junction assembly; positive regulation of transcription elongation by RNA polymerase II. The record is from RefSeq and is a predicted model, not a curated record. Gene Ontology annotation, cellular component: bicellular tight junction; transcription elongation factor complex; membrane. Lineage: Eukaryota; Metazoa; Chordata; Actinopteri; Syngnathiformes; Syngnathidae. The coding region runs from base 231 to 1859 and encodes 542 amino acids. Gene Ontology annotation, molecular function: cis-regulatory region sequence-specific DNA binding. The transcript has 9 exons.